This is a messenger RNA of Closterium sp. NIES-67, 3627 nucleotides long. The record is from the annotation of a GenBank genome assembly. Lineage: Eukaryota; Viridiplantae; Streptophyta; Zygnematophyceae; Desmidiales; Closteriaceae.
UCAGCAGCCCUGGUCGGCUCCAGUAUGUUAGCUAGCAGCUUGAAUGACCGAUCACCCUGUAUUGUUUGCAAAUAUGUUUUAAGCCUAGUUCUUGACGCUACUUCUAGAGCUAGUAAUCUUCUCGAGAACUACUCGGCUUCGUCUAGGAUGGCUAAUGAGGGCUAUUCGAAUUAUAGUACCAUCCCAUGAUACGUCAUUCUUCAGAAGCAUUCCCUUCUUAGAUGAAGCCGGCAUGGUUGGACGCAACUCUUCGAAAUCUUCUCGUGGAGGGGGGAACGCGGUUCGUCCGAGUUUUUCUGCUUCUAAGUGAUACGUCAUUCUUCAGAAGCAUUCCCUUCUUACAUUCGAAUCCUAGGUCCUCCACGAUCGUAGAUUACGUUCUAACGGAUUCCGUUUAUAAUUCCCUGUCGUAAUCCGUUAGCUCGCGAGCUCGUCAGCCUUUUCGAUCGCCUCGCCUCCUGGGACACAGCCUAGUGACCCGACCACGUUCCGUGAAGACACGUGGCAGCCUCUUACGCAUCCAGCUGGCGCUUCGAGAAGCAGAGCGUGAACUGAUCGUAGUUUUUCGAGUUCACUCUCCAUGGCUGCUCACGCUCAUAGCGGGCCCAGUAACCCCCGCAAUAACGCGCACAGCGGGCCCUUGUCCCCAUCCGCGGGUGUGACAAGAGCGGGGGGGGUGACUACAGCGGGGUCUGUGAGCGACAGCAGCAAGGCAGCGAGCGCGCUGUGGCUCAUGGCGUCGCACUUCGAGAGCACCCGCCAGAUCCCGCAGCUAGUGAAGUGCCUGGAAGCCGUGUGUCAGAGCCCCCAGCCCUUCCUCCCUCUAGUGGAGGUGCGAACGCGGUGCUGGCUGGCGCACGUGCUGCUCACCCACUCGCGCAACGUGCUGCAGGCUAAGGCACACCUGGAGAGAGCGCAAGUACUCCUGAAGGCCGUCCCUGGAAACAUCCCCCUCAAGUGCACAGCCCUCUCUCUCCUCGCCACGUGUUACCGCCUCAUUGGCCACGCCCACUUCCACAAGCACGUGCUCCAAAAGGCCAUCGAUUUAGUCACACACCACCUAGCCACCCUCCCACCAGCCCACCCCCAAACCUGGGGCUCAGCCUCGGGUUCCGAGCCAGGCCCCACCUCGGUAGCAAGCUCGGGGUCCGGUUCGGGAGUAGGUUUGGGAGGAGGUUCGGGUGCAGGUUCGGCAGGGGAGCUGGUGCGGUGGCUGGGAGUGUUUUCAGUGGGGAUUGCAGGGCAGUUGGUGGGGGAGGGGGAUGUGGAGGGGGCUGCUGGUGCGCUGGCUAAGGGCAUGGCUGCUGUGCACACGACUGGGGAUAAGGGCAUGAUGCUCCUGCUAUCCUCCUCUCUGCUGCAUAUUCGCAUCUCGACCGUCCAUCACACUCCGCAGCAGAUCUCAGCCCUUCUUUCGGAUUGCACCUCUUUGUGGCAGCAGAUCCCGCCACGUCAGCAGCCAGACUACCGGGGCCUGCUCGUUUACGUCCAAUUGCUGGCUGCUAUGUGGCACCUCCGCGUGGCUGACUACAACCAGGCCAGGGCUGACGUGGCAGCAGCAGAGGAGGGGCUGGCAGUAAUGAGUCCUGCUGCAGCAAAUCGUAUUGUGCCUGCUGGCAGUUCUCCUGCUGAUGCGUCAGUGCCAUGUCAGUUGCAGCAGCAACAGCAGCAGCAGGGGAUAGAUAUGCGAGCACACAGAGGUGUGCAAAGGGAUACAGGGGCCGUAUUGGGAGGAGGUGGAGGAUCCGACGAGUCACCCGUGUGUUACAGGGAGGAUCCGUUGAUGCGGUUACCACUGGGCCCGCCCCACGUGCUGAAAGCUGAUUGGCUGCCGCUGCCAGCUGUCAGGGCGCUGGCAGGGCUGCUUAAGGUCGUGCUGAGCCGUCCGGGAGGAAAGUUCCUGGAAUCUGAGGGGGUGCUGAAGGAGGAGCGGGAGAUGCUGCGAGACGAGCUUCUUCGCAUUGGCGUGCAUCAAGGGUCAACAGAGCCGAGUCUGGAGCCGUGGAGUGUGGGGUGGGCGGGCACGCUUCUUCUCUUGCAUCUCUACGUUUUGGAGACACAAGCAAUACCUGCACUGACCGCCACGGAAUACCCCCUCUCGCAGCGGAUUUUGCUUGACAUGUGUGAUUGGUCGCGGCGAUUCCCGACCCUGCUGGCCUCGUUCGGUCCGAACCUGCACCUCUUGCUCGGGCAGUAUGCCCAUGCCACGGGCAACCUGCCAAUCGCAAUCCGCCACUUCAACACCGCUGCUGCCAAGGCCGUGUCAUCCUCCCCCACCAUGCCCACCAUCGCCCCAUUCGCUGCCUCGCGCUCUGCCUGGCAGCCAUUGCGCAUCUCACCAUCGACGAUCCGAGUCACUCCCACAUAUCGCAGGCAGUGGACAUUCUAUCAGCCUUGGAGCAGGAGGAGCAGCAAUACGCCCACAUGCGACAGAUGCAGCAGCAACAGCAGCAACAGCAGCAACAGCAGCAACAACAGCAACAAGGGGCAUCAGCAGCAGCACCAGCAGCACCAGCAGCAGCAGCAGCAGCAGCAGCAGCAGGAGGAGGAGAGGAUGAGAGGAUCAGGGAGCAGUGCGCUCAGCUGCUGGCGUCUGCGUUGCUGGCUCUGAGGCAGGGCAAUCUGGUGGAGGCCAGGAACCGCCUGGCCUCUGGCUUGAAGCUGACUCAUCGCCAGCUCAGCAACCACCAGAUCGCCGCCCACUUCCUGUUGGCCAUAGGGGGAAUCGCGCUGCGCACCAGCGACCUGAUCGGAGCCAAGGACAUCCUAAAGUCGGGCCUGACUCUCUUCCGGGCGGCGAGGGACACGCAGGGAGUGGUGGCAGUGGCGUCAGAGCUGACACUCCUUUACGGGAGCACAGGGGAGGUGAUGGCAGAGAGUCAAAAUGCGGCGUAUCUGGCUCGAAAGAGAGCCGAGCUGGGUCAGCAGGUCACAGCAGCAGUCAACGCCCCGGGCCACGCUGCCUUGCUCCAGUAUGGCAUUUCCCAGUAGGGUUAUCGUAUAUGGUGGAGGCUUAAGACUCGUCAACGUGCUUCUCACAGAGCACAGGGCACAGAGCACAGCGCACAGAGCACAGAGCACAGCGCAGAACGCAGAGCGCAGAGCACAGAGCACUGAGCACAGAGCACAUAUUUGUCUCAUGAUGCUCCUGCAUUGCCAGCUGUGGCUUUCGUCAUUCCUGCUGCUGCUGUUCUUGAGGCGCCUCAAAAUAGUCAGCUAUGGCUUCCAUUUCUGUUGCUGCUGCUGCCACUACCGCUGUUGCUGGAGCUGCGUGGAGCAGACGCAGGUCUGCGACAUUUACAGGUCGUUUGCAGCUCGGAAUCAGUGGAGUGAGUUAGGGGGCACAGUGGCUGUGCUCGUGCCCAGGGGAGAUGUUUUACUCGACUAAAAAAUCAUUCACAGGUCAUUUGAAGCUCCGAGACAGUGGAGUUCGCUUGGGCACAUCUGCUGUGCUCAUGUGCCCAGGGGGUCAAGGGCAUGCAUGGAGACUUGCAUCCUUUGAAAUGAAACGGGUCUCCACAGCAAGCCAUAGAAAUACAUUCAGGAUGUUUUUAUCCAAUGAGGAUUGUGAAGCAUAUUGUGGCUGUAUUCAGCCAUCCUAUCGCAAGUUCUGACAAAGCAUUUAGG